AUGCAGAUGAUUUCUUCAACAUUGAACUUACAGUAUCUUAAACCAGCUUGUACAUUCAGUUUGAAUGUUCACAACUUAGCAACCCCAAAUAAGGAUGAAUUGUACAGACAGCUUACUAUAGAGGUCAAAGGCCACGAUAAAGCAAUCCUAAACAGCUACCAAAAAUUCACAGCAAUGGCAGCAGAAGAGUUGGAUGUAAACAUUACAAAAAUAUAUGAACCUCCUAAAGCGAUAGCCAGAAUGAGUUUAAUGAAAUCAGUGUUUGUUCACAAAAAACAUUUUCACCAGUACGAGAUGAGAACACUAUAUAGAGUUUUUGAGAUAAAAAACAUAACAGGCUCAACAGCUGAUACAUUUUUAGAAUAUAUACAGAGAAAUCUACCUGAGGGUAUGGCAAUGAAAGUUACUAAGCAUCAAAUUGAAAAAUUCCCAGAGCAUAUCAAACCGCCUUCGACUUCUGCAAAGUCAGAUAAUGUUGCCCAGUCUUUAGAAGAAGGUAGCCCAAAAUCUACAGAAGAUGCCAAGUUUGAUCAGAACACUUCAAAACCUAUUGAAGCAACUGAAUCUGUUACCGACACCAACAUAGUAGAACCUACAACAGCAUCAACAGGAAUUGUUCACAGUAGCAAGAUGGCCAAGCCGAAAAAGCACUCCAAAAAAUCUAGUGAUGUCAAGUCUGGCUCAGCAGAUGCGCCUACUGAUAGUUCUGACACUAUCAAAUCUAAAACAAAGAGAGACCAAAAAUCUGGCAAUCCUGCAGAUAUUGACUCUUAA
Molecule: messenger RNA, 774 nt
Organism: Candidula unifasciata
Lineage: Eukaryota; Metazoa; Mollusca; Gastropoda; Stylommatophora; Geomitridae
Source: the annotation of a GenBank genome assembly